UAUAUUAUACUUGUUUCGUGUUUGUGCCGUUUGUGGUUAUACCGAUGCAUGUGUUUCUCAUAUUCUCAAUUUAUAUUUUUUCAUCUGAAUUAAUCUCGUCAGUUGUUAUAAUAUAAUUAUUGUUUGUGUUGUUGCCGACUUAAAUAACUUCCGACGUGUUAAUUUAUAUAUUACAUUAAUUUAUUUAUUAAUCGUAUAUAACAUUUCACGUACUAUUGUUAUUUGGUUAUAAUACGUUGUCAACUCGUUCACUGUACUGCAGCUACCGCUAUAGUAUACAGUCCGUUUUUUCCCGUUAUAAUAACGCAUAUUAUGAUUGUAUAUUAUAUUAUACGCGCGUGAACGAUGUCCGCUUAGUGCCGACGUGUUAUAUAUGAAUUAGUAUUCAUCGCAUAUUCACGUAUAUUGUUGUAGUGAUCGUACUGCUAUAACUUGUUUAUCACGUAUUGCCGACUCGUCCAGUGCGUACUGCAGUCGUCCAUCUUUACCGCUCUUGUUUUCUUACGUUAAUAUAAUAAUAGGUACGUGAUUAUAAUAUAGGUACGUGACCGACGUCCGAUGAGUACGUAGUGCUGACAUGUUCAUCAUCUGAGUGAGUUAUAACCAUCGAUUUUCUCCAGCUGCUGUGUUAAUUUAUAAAAUAUAUACAUUAUCAUUCUUGGUAAUUAUUAGGACGUAUUACCUAUAACAGUACAAUAAACAAUAUAAUUAUGGAGUACAGUGUUGUUGAGUUUACUGAUGGAGUCAAUCUAGUCCCUACAAUUUGGCUAACUGCGGACCACAGAAAAUGUCAUUGGCCAUUAAUUGAGAACAAAAUGAUUUAUUCAAAAAUGGUAUCAAGCCAAGUUAUGCCGAGGCCAAAUGAUCCAUCUUGGGGAAUAUAUUCUGUCAAAAAAGUUUUGUGCAAAACAAACACAUACCAAGAAGGAAUUUAUAAAUUAAAAAAAGCUGAAAAGUAUUCAGAAGUUGAAAGCAGUGCUAGUGAUGCAGACCCUAAAGCUAAGAGAGCUAAAAGGCAAUUAAGAGCAAAAAAAAUCUUAUUUGAUGACUUAUCCGAUUCUGAUUCUAAUAAUAGUGUUACAAGCAACCCAAAGUAUGAUGAUAUAGAAAAUACUACAAUUAAUUCAUUAAAAAAUCAAUCAACUUUUGAAGACCAAACUCAACAUAAUGUUCAUGAAGAUAGUACAGCUUCUGCUGAGUUUCCACAGUUUCCAGUUGAUAAAAUCGUUGAAACAAUGAAUUUCGCUACUAAAUCGAUGACAACAAAAGAUCAAACUGAAAUAAUUAAACAAAAGUCAUCCGAGAAAGUAUUUACUGCUAAAGAAGUUUAUAAGAUGCUAUCAAAAAUCAAUUCCGAAAUGAUCCAAGUACGUGAAGAAAUUGCUGAAGUUAAAGAACAUAUUGUAAUGCAGCAGAAUGCAUCUUCUAAUGUUUGUUUGAAUGGGACAGAACUUGUGGGCAGUAGUAAUAUUACAGCUUUUGAUACAGAUCUCCCAUAUUUAACUGAUAUUCAAUUAAAAGCAACUGAAAAUAAAUUAAAUGAACCUGCAUAUUUAACUUUAUUGGUGAAUGAUAUCAAAAGAUUGGGAGGAACUGAUUAUGAAGAUGUAGUAACCAAUGCACUAGCAUAUGUAAUUUCUAAUCAGUUAGCUUGUCAGUACAGUUGGAAAGGAAAAGGGUCAAAAAGUUCAUUCAGCAAUGACUUUAAACAAUUUAAUAAAGCCAUUUUAAUACUUGUUCGCUUUACAAAGGCUGAUCUAACUAAUAAAAUGUAUGGAGAAAUCGUUGCCAAGUGGUUGGUUCAAGCUCCACAGAGGUUCAAAAGAGAAGAAGCGAAAAAAGAAAAGGCCAGAAGAAUACUGCAAUUAAAUGAAGAUGUAGGUGACCAAAAUUGAAGAAUUUUCAGCUGAAUAUUCAAUACUAUUUUUCCUAUUUUUAUUUCCUAUUACAAACAAGUUUCUUAAUUUAUGUUUUUAUUUUUUAUUUAUAUAAAAGACUGAUUAUCAGUAUUUUCCUACAAUAAUUAUAAUAUU
Molecule: messenger RNA, 2033 nt
Organism: Acyrthosiphon pisum (pea aphid)
Lineage: Eukaryota; Metazoa; Arthropoda; Insecta; Hemiptera; Aphididae
Exons: 9
Coding region: 711-1895 (394 amino acids)
Source: RefSeq, a predicted model, not a curated record